AUGCAUGAGGUGGCGGAUCAUAUCAACCAUGCCUUGCUGGAACCUCUUGAGGAAUACCGGUUAACUGAUGAAAUUCCAAAGAUCCCUCUAGAAGAAGACCACGCCCCAGAAUUUCUAGUACAAGAGACUCUCUCAUCUCAAUCCUGCAAAGGCCGGCGGCCCCGAUGGGAUUCCUAAUUGGAUACUGAGAGAGUAUGCAGAAUUCCUUGCAUACCCAGUAUCUGUUAUACUGACUGCCUCCUUUAAGGAACAGCGCCUACCGAGCAUCUAGAAGUUGGCGGAUGUCACCCCUCAUCCAAAACAGAAGCCAGUAAAGGAGAUCAAGAAAGGCCUGCGGCCUAUAUCGCUCACCCCUAGUAUCUCCAAGCUCGCAGAGGACUUUGUCGUCACCGUACACGUGAAGCCAGCAGUUCUGGGUAUGCUGGAUCCUAGUCAGUUUGAAGCGAUACCAAAGUCGUCUACAACCCUCACCCUCCUUGAAAUGUUCCACGUUUGGUUGCAAGGGACUGAUAGAAACGGAUCAACUAUAA
Messenger RNA from Pocillopora meandrina, 530 nucleotides. The record is from the annotation of a GenBank genome assembly. NCBI's taxonomy places the organism in Eukaryota, Metazoa, Cnidaria, Anthozoa, Scleractinia, Pocilloporidae.